Colius striatus (speckled mousebird) is the source of this 2097-nucleotide messenger RNA. It is a transcript of the gene SLC19A1, whose product is annotated as solute carrier family 19 member 1. The coding region runs from base 192 to 1643 and encodes 483 amino acids. Gene Ontology annotation, biological process: folate transmembrane transport. Gene Ontology annotation, molecular function: folic acid binding; folate:monoatomic anion antiporter activity. The transcript has 6 exons. NCBI's taxonomy places the organism in Eukaryota, Metazoa, Chordata, Aves, Coliiformes, Coliidae. The record is from RefSeq and is a predicted model, not a curated record. Gene Ontology annotation, cellular component: apical plasma membrane; plasma membrane; basolateral plasma membrane.
AGGAUGCUGGGGUGAUCCCGUGUCAAGGUUGUGCCGCGAUACUCCGGCGAUAGCCAGAAACUGCAGCGACGUGGCUUUCCAUGCGUUGGAGCGCGCCUGCGGCCAGAGAGGGGCUGCCUUGCCCAGCACAGCCUGUCUAGCUGACAGUCCCUGGGAUCACACCGGCGUCCCGCUGCAAAGCCGGCAGAGCCAUGCCCAAGAAGGAGGACAACGUGAAAAAGGGGGCAUCGGAGAUGGUGCCGGACCAGCGCUGGAAACUACAAGUCUUCUACCUCUGCUUCUACGGCUUCAUGACCCAGAUCCGACCCGGGGAGAGCUUCAUCACACCAUAUCUGCUGGGGGCCGACAAGAACUUCACGCAGGCAGAGGUAACCAACGUGAUAACGCCGGUGCUGACCUACUCCUACAUGGCUGUGCUGGUGCCCAUCUUCCUGCUGACGGACUACCUGCGCUACAAGCCGGUGCUGGUGCUGCAGAGCCUGAGCCACAUCUCCAUCUGGCUGCUGCUGGUGUGGGGCACCUCCAUCCUGGCCAUGCAGCUGAUGGAGUUCUUCUACGGCAUCACCAUGGCUGCCCGCAUUGCCUACUCCUCCUACAUCUUCUCCCUCGUCGCCCCGUCCCGCUACCAGCGCAUGGCCAGCUACUCCCGUUCCGCCGUCCUCCUGGGUGUCUUCACCAGCUCAGUGCUGGGCCAGCUCUGUGUCACCUUGGGUGGUGUCUACUUCCUCACCCUCAACUAUGUGUCGUUGGGUUUUGUCAGCUUUGGUCUCGUCCUCACCCUCUUCCUUGAGCGACCCCGGCGCAGCCUCUUCUUCAACCGGCCUGAAGGGGCUGGUGGUGGGGCUGAGCCCGCCGAGCUGGCCAAAAUGGCCGGGGAGGCCAGUGGCAGAGGGGAGGCGCGGGGCUGGCGGGACAUGGUGCUGUGCCGGAUGCUGCGGGAGGUGGGUGCCUUGGCCAGGCAGCCCCAGCUCCGCCUCUGGUCUAUAUGGUGGGUCUUCAACUCGGCCGGGUACUACCUGAUGCUGUACUAUGCACACAUCCUCUGGAAUGAGAUCUACCCCGCCACAGACAGCCGGCGAGUGUACAACGGAGGGGUGGAUGCUGCCUCCACGCUGCUGGGGGCUGCUGCCUCCUUCAGUGCUGGCUAUGUGAAGAUCCGCUGGACGCUGUGGUCAGAGCUGGUGAUCGGGGUGGUGACAGCUUUCCAGGCAGGGCUGCUCCUGCUCAUGAACACCACCGGCAAUAUCUGGCUGUGCUACGCUGCCUACGUCCUCUUCCGUGGCUCCUACCAGUUCCUGGUGCCCAUUGCCAUUUUCCAGAUUGCUACCUCACUCUCCAAGGAGCUUUGUGCGCUGGUCUUUGGGAUCAACACCUUUUUUGCCACUGUGCUGAAGACCAUCAUCACCAUCAUCGUGGCUGACAAGAGGGCCUUGGGCUUGUCUGUGCAUCCUCAGUUUUACUUGUAUUUCGGGUACUUCACGCUGCUGGCAGUGGCCUACCUGCUGGCAGCUGCUGGCGUGGCCAUCCGGCACAGCUGCCGCAAGCAGCCGGCGCAGCCAGCCACAGCCAAGGAGCCGUGCCAGCUCCCCGGUGAGCUGCUGGCACAGGAGCAGAGCCUGGAGGCAGGGGCCGUGCGAGCCUGAGUCCCAGCACCAUGGCCACUGGGGCUGGCUCUCAGCUCCAUGAGCGUCAACCUCGCCGUGUGCUUGGUCUCCUGACUUGUUUUGUGCUCCGUGGGGGCAGGGCUGUGCCCUCCUUGGCCCCAAACACAAGCAGAGCAGGGGCAAGGGCAGGAUGCCCAUGGCUGCCACUACCAGGUACCACACAGGCACGCGGACGGGAUCCGGAGCGUCUCCUGGCCACCAGCUCUGCAGCAUUGCAAAGAGCCAGGCUACAAGAGGAUAACGUUUCUUUAUUCAGUGCCUUUAGAAAAUGGUUUAUAGGACACAACUGACAAAAAAAAAAUCAAGAUCCACAGGCUUUAAAUUGCAUUAAUUACACAAAAUACAGUAGACUGUAAGGAAUAGAGACUGUGCGACUCACACAGCUUUAUGGUAAUAAUUUCCAUACAAUAAUAAAGAGCUAGUUACAGAUUCA